CCCACUUACCCUCUCUUUAUAUACCCCCCAGAAGGGACCCAAUUGAGGUUUGCUGUGCGUGAAUCCAGACAUGUCUACCACCGCUGCCUUUCCUUGGGGUGUCCCCGCCUACGACUCUCUGUCCGGUCCUACUUACUUGACCGCUCAGCAGCUCGUCCAGCAGGUUGGCUAUGCCCUUGCUUCCAAGAUUUACUCUUACAGCUCUGAGGGUGAUGACCUCGACACCGCUGUCGCGCAAUGGAACAAGGAGGGUGUCUUGAACGGCUAUGGACGUCUCCCCGUCCUCGCUAAGAUGCAGUCCCGCUCUGGUGCUGGUGCGAUGGUUCUCGGUGACUUCUUCUCCAUUGAGGACUUCAAGCAGAAGUACCCUGCUCCCCACGCUGUCAUCGCGUCCACCCAGACUCUCGCUACCAUGCAGCCCAUUCUUACCCAGCUUGCGCUCCUCUACUCGGCUGCCACACCUUUCGUUGCCCACGUCUCUGCAUCCGACUACUCCGCCGCCAACGCUGCCUUGGUUGCCAACUACGCCAGCGCUCUCUACGCCGCCCAGGAGACCGGUGUCUCUUUGAUCUCCUCUUCUUCCGCUCACGAGAUCCAGCACAUGGCUCUCUUUGCCUCGUUGAUCUCCUCCGUCACUCCCGCCAUCCAUGUCUACGACGGUGUCCGCCUUGCGCGCGAGUCUUGCCAGGUUGUUGAUGUUCUUGACGCCGCUGCCGUCAAGCGCACCUACACCCAGCUCAUCCAGGCCCAGGAUGCUGUCGGCAAGAAGGUGGAUGCCGCUGAGCGCAUCUCUAAGAUCUUGAACAACCUCAACUCUGAGCUCGGUACCAACUACGGUUUGUUCGAGUACGAGGGUCACGCUGAGGCUGAGCAGGUUUUGGUUGUCUUCGGUUCCACCGAGGCUCGCAUUGCCCGCCGCGCCGCCGCCGAGUUGUCCAAGGCUGGUCAGAAGCUCGGUGUUGUCGUCGUCCGUGUCUACCGUCCCUUCUCCGACAAGCACUUCCUCGAGGCCCUCCCCGCUUCCGUGAAGAAGGUCUCCGUCCUUGGUCAGGUUGCCGACAAGGACGCUGUCGCCCAGGCUUACACACAGUCCGCUCUCUACGCUGACGUUGUUGCUGCUUUGGCCACUUCCUCCGUCAACGCCUCCGUUAAGGAUAUCAAGUACUCUACCGAGAAGGUCUUCACCAUUGGUGACAUCGCCGACUACCUCGGUGCCCCCUCCUUCGACUUCUUCGCUGGCGAAGAGGCCGUUCAGUACGUCCACUGGGAUGUUGACGCCACUGCCACCGCUGCUGCUCCCGCCAAGGUUGCUAAGCUUUUGUCUGAGGUCUCUGGCAAGAACGUCUCCUUCAACGCCGUCUUCGACAACUUGUCCCAGGCUGGUAUCAUCCAGACUGAGAUCCGCUCUACCAAGUCUGUUGUUGAGGCUCCUUUCGCGAUCGAGAACGCCGAUGUCGUUGUUGUUCAGGACGCUAAGAUCUUGAACUCCUAUGAUGUUCUCGGUGCUGCCAAGGAGGGUGCUAAGGUCCUGUUGCGCACCUCUAUCAAGGAUGCUGACUACGAGAAGAAGCUCCCUGCUGGUUUCCGUCGUGCUGUUGCCGCCAAGAAGGCUGAGCUUUACGUCCUCAACGUUGCCGAGCUCGGUGAGAAGUCUGAGGCUUCCGCUGAGACCGACGCUGUUGCUCUUCAGCUUGCUUUCUUGAAGGUUGCGCGCCCUGAGCUUGACCUUGCUGGUGCUGCUGAGAAGGUUGCCGCCCUCAACUCUGAGGACGCCAAGUCCAUUCUUCCCGCUGUCUCCAAGAUCGUUGAGAAUCUUGCCAAGGGUCUCAACAAGGUCGAGGUCCCCGCUACCUGGGCUGAGGCCGAGGUUGCACAGGAGCUCCCCACCACCAUCCGCGCCAACUCUACCGAGGCUAACACUGAGAAGGAGAUCGAGGAGCGUGUUGGUGAGACCUCCAAGUGGCACGAGGCUGCCAAGGGUCUCUUGUUCAAAGAGGCUUACGAGACCAAGGCUUCCAUCCGCCCUGACCUCCCUGAGCGCAACUUCAUCGUCAAGGUUAAGUCCAACAAGCGUCUUACUCCUGCUGACUACGACCGUAACAUCUUCCACAUCGAGUUCGACACCACCGGUACUGGUUUGACCUACGAGAUCGGUGAGGCUUUGGGUGUUCACGCUCACAACGACAGGAAGGAGGUUGAGGACUUCAUCGACUUCUACGGUCUUGACGCCUCUGAGUUGGUUAACGUUCCUUCCCGUGAGGACCCUGCCUACACCGAGACCCGCACCAUCUUCCAGGCUUUGUUGCAGAACAUUGACUUGUUCGGCCGUCCUGGUAAGAAGUUCUACGAGCAGCUCGCUGAGUUCGCCACCGACGAGGCUGAGAGGAAGCAGUUGCUUACUCUUGCUUCUGCCGAGGGUACUACUGAGUUCAAGCGCCGUGCUGAGGUUGACACCAUCCACUACGUUGACUUGUUGCACGAGUUCAAGUCUGCUCGCCCUGCUUUCGGUCAGUUGGCUCAGAUCGUGCCUCCCCUGAAGCGUCGUGAGUACUCCAUCGCUUCUUCCCAGAAGGUCCGUCCCAACCAGGUCGACCUCUUGGUUGUCGCAGUUGACUGGCGUGAUCCUACUGGCCGUGACCGUUACGGUCAGGCUACUCGCUACUUGUCUCGUCUCGAGAUCGGCGACGAGCUCGUUGUGUCCGUUAAGCCUUCCGUCAUGAAGCUUCCUCCCAAGGACACCCAGCCCAUCAUCAUGGCUGGUUUGGGUACGGGUCUUGCUCCCUUCCGUGCUUUCGUCGAGUAUCGUGCUUGGCAGGCGGCUCAGGGUAUCGAGAUUGGAAAGGUCUUCCUUUACCUCGGUUCCCGUCAUCGUCGUGAGGAGUACUUGUUCGGUGAGGAAUGGGAGGCUUACCUCGAUGCUGGUAUCAUCACCAUUCUCGGAUGUGCUUUCUCUCGUGACCAGCCCCAGAAGGUCUACAUUCAGGACAAGCUCGAGGAGAACUUGGUUGAUGUUAAGGAGGCUCUCCUUGAGGGUAACGGAUCCUUCUACCUCUGUGGUCCUACAUGGCCCGUGCCGGCUAUCACCGAGGUCUUGUCUAAGGCUGUUACCAGGAACGGUGUUGAGGAGAUGAAGGAGGAGGGACGUUACGUUUUGGAGGUUUACUAAGCGUAAGGCGUUGGUUGUUUUUCGGGCUGGGUGUUUUUUGUUAUUAUGGAUAGGGACAUGGGG
Molecule: messenger RNA, 3229 nt
Organism: Saitoella complicata NRRL Y-17804
Lineage: Eukaryota; Fungi; Ascomycota; Saitoellomycetes; Saitoellales; Saitoellaceae
Exons: 1
Coding region: 71-3166 (1031 amino acids)
Cellular component (GO): cytosol
Molecular function (GO): FMN binding; sulfite reductase (NADPH) activity; oxidoreductase activity, acting on the aldehyde or oxo group of donors
Source: RefSeq, a predicted model, not a curated record